CUCUCUCCCCCCCCCUUUUUAAUUUUGGUUUAAAGGUUGCAACUAAUUUUAUUUAUGGGGCUUAUUUACACCCUGCUCUCCAACCCCUACCGUUUUGUUUUUUUCCUUGCUGCAUUUUUUUAAAAAAAAACAUAUUUGUUUGCCCUUCAGUUUCUUUAGAGCGAUUUCAUCAAAUUCCCACUGUGGGAGAUUUUCUUCCUACUCUUUCCUCGGCUCAAAAUUUUGCUGCAUUCCUUGUUUCUUCUGUCCCUAUUCAUGGGUGGUGGUGAAGGAAUAGAUUGCAGUAUAUUACACUCCUGCUCCUACAUCCACUCUGUUUUCUUCUUCCCUCUCAACAUUUCAGUGAGAUACUCAGAAUUAUUUUCUUAUCCCAUGUACUGCAAAAUGGGAUUCUGUGCACACUUCAGCUUGCUGGAGUCUCUCUCCAUCUUGUGUUUUCAAGCAGCUUAUUUUCUCUCUCCUCCAGUAUUUCGGCAGCUUUAUCAUUGUCUUUCCUUGUUUCUCUGGGAUUCUUGACUCCCUCCCUUGCGGCUACACGCUAUGAGAUUCUCUAUACAUUUUACUUCAGUCUGCAGUAAUGUUUGCUUUGAAUUAUGUCCUUGUUACCAGAUGCUUCUAUUACUUCAUAUUAAAGCAUCAUUCCCCUCUUAGUUCUUUUACUUACUUUUACUGUUUACUUUGCAUGCUUCCUUAUUUUUUAAUUGCAGUUGUUUCCCAUCAAAUUGCUAUCAUUGGCACUCCCAUUAGCUUUUAAGGUGCCACAUGAGCUUGUAGGGGAUGAUCUGUACCAUAUUAGACUUAGUCACCCUGGAAUUAAUUUCUGCUGCUACAUUUUCUGCCUUCUGCACAUAAUGUUACCCUUGAUUGUCACUUUUUAAACAAGUUCUUGGUUGUUUAUGGUAUUUUCUUUUCACCAUCUUUGUUCAUGAGAAUAAUGGUUCUUUUAUUUUGAAUGCAGUAUUCUACUUUUGUCUCCAUUGCUACCUCCUGUUGUCUUCCAUUUUUAAAGUCGGCUACUUAUCUCUACGCAUGACAAAUUUAGACUCUUCCACUGCUUACAACUUGGUCCUCCAAUUUUUUUCUGCUAUGUUCUCUGCUUUUGUACUCGCCCCCCAACUCCUCCUAAGAUGUCAUUGUUACCAUUACUUUCUUUUGCUCCCCACAGUGUUGUCUUUCAUGCCAGCUUCCUUCUAAUUUUGCUGUUUUUUUCCCCCUUGGUGUACUCAUCUCUUAAAGAGAUGAUCUCUUACCACUUUCUGCUUUGCAGUUCUAGGUUUACUGCUUUGUCUUCCUUUCCCCUUUUUAUAAACAUGUAUCAAGAUGCUUCAUUGUAUCUUCUUAUCCUUUCUUUUAAAAACAGUCACUUUAUCUACUCAGUUGUCUUUUGUUCUGCUCUCUUAUAUUAUCCUCUUUAGCCUUUAACCUAUUUUUCCUCUCUGCUAAUCUGCCACAUUAAAGCAUUUGUUUUCCUGUUUCUUUUUGCUGCAACUCUGGGAAAUGCUACAUACAUGUCUAUUUUAAAUUAUUUUAUGUGAUUGUUUGCUUGAUAACUUGAUAACAUUUUCAACUUAAGAACAGACAAUAUUCAGAGGCAGUCAUUUUAGGAAAUAUAGCUGAAGUUAUUCCUUAGAUACAGAUUAUAGUCUGUUUUGACAAUUCAGAGAAGUGACGCUGUUUACUGAAACCAAAUUAAAAUUAAUAUUGGGACAGAAGUGAUUUUAUGAUGGUGGAGAUGAUGGAUAGGGUAGUUUGAAAGAAAACACAUUCAGGUUUUUUUGCUUGAGCUUAAAAAAAAUACUUGCUCAAGAGAAAAUUCCAGAGAUUGUUCUCAUCAAAUUUGGACUUACUAAGUGAUAAAGCCUGUCCAAGUUAAGCUUGAUUUCUUUACAAAAAGGACUGCUAAGAACUAUUAAGGAUUCUAGAAAAUAAAAUAAAAAUGAUGGUAGGUAGCUUGCAAGUUGAGUCAUUUGGAAGCAUCAAUUUUCUCUAAGGAAUGCUGCAUACCAGAUUACUUUGUCUUUAAAUCUACAAGCCAGAUGAGAAGCUAGGUUAUAAUACAUUUUCCUUUUUUAGCUUGAAACUGUAUACUAAUUACAAUACCUCUUCUCUUUCCUGAAGGUAAAAUAAUACCCUACAAAUUAUGAGUUUGCGUCAUUUGCCCACUUAGUUUUCUGUUCUUUUUAAAAUGCAAAGCAUGACUCCAGUUUGAAAACAUGAAUUGGAGGAAUAAAUCUGAGGCGCAUGAAGCAUCGCAUCACCAGCAGCAAGCAGCACAAAAUAGUUUGCUGCCUCUCCUGAGCUCAGCUGUUGAACCUCCUGACCAGAAGCCCAUUUUACCCUUGCCGAUAACACAGAAACCUCAACCCCCACCCGAAACACUAAAAGAUGCCAUUGUUGGGAUUAAAAAGGAGAAGCCGAAAACCUCCUUCGUAUGUACAUACUGCAGCAAGGCCUUCAGGGACAGCUACCAUUUGCGGCGCCACGAAUCCUGUCAUACUGGGAUAAAGCUGGUGUCACGGCCAAAGAAAGCCCCUGCCACAAUGGUGCCCCUAAUCUCCACCAUUGCAGGGGACAACAGCCGGACAUCGCUGGUUUCCACCAUCGCAGGCAUCCUCUCAACAGUCACGACGUCUUCCUCCGCUACCAACCCAAGCAGUAGUGCCGGUGCCACAGCCAUGCCAGGGACACAGACUGUGAAGAAGCCCAGCAAGCCCGUGAAAAAGAACCAUGCCUGUGAGAUGUGCGGCAAGGCAUUCCGGGAUGUCUAUCACCUAAACAGACACAAGCUGUCCCACUCGGAUGAGAAGCCCUUUGAGUGCCCAAUUUGCAAUCAGCGCUUCAAAAGGAAGGACCGCAUGACCUAUCACGUGAGGUCUCAUGAGGGUGGCAUCACCAAACCGUACACCUGUGGUGUUUGUGGAAAAGGCUUUUCGAGGUACCAUGUAGAAAAUCCCAGACCUGAUCACUUAAGUUGUCAUGUCAAGCAUGUUCACUCUACAGAGAGACCUUUCAAAUGCCAAACCUGCACAGCUGCCUUUGCUACCAAAGACAGGCUGCGGACUCACAUGGUGCGCCACGAAGGAAAAGUGUCAUGUAAUAUCUGUGGUAAACUUCUGAGUGCAGCAUAUAUUACCAGCCACUUAAAGACUCAUGGGCAGAGCCAAAGUAUCAAUUGUAAUACCUGUAAACAAGGCAUCAAUAAAAAAUUUGGUUUUUUCAAGCAAGAAAAUCUACAUCUUCCUGCGUCUUGUAUGAAUGAAGAGAGCAACAAUCAGAAGCAGCAGCAGCAGCAGCAAUCACAGCAACAACAUGUCACAAACUGGCCUGGAAAACAAGUUGAGACUCUGAGACUAUGGGAAGAAGCCGUUAAAGCAAGAAAGAAAGAAAGUCAACACACUCUGAGGCCAACUUCGGUCAAGCAAGAAUGUCAGUACAACUUUGAGAAGGCUAUAGAGUACGUACCAUUCGAAGCUGCCAACUUGUGCCAAACGUCCACUGCGGCCCCUACGCCUGUGACUCUCUCUACUCCCUUCAACAUAACCUCCUCGGUGGCAUCCGGGACGAUCACCAACCCAGUCACCGUGGCUGCUGCAAUGAAUAUGAGAAGCGCUGCCAAUGUUUCGAGCGCAGUUAACAUCUCCAGCCCAAUGAGCUUAGGCCACCCCGUUACCAUAACCAGCCCUUUGUCCAUGACUUCGCCGUUAACACUCACCACACCUGUCAAUUUACCAACUUCAGUUACUGCUCCAGUGAACAUCGCACAUCCAGUUACUAUCACCUCACCAAUGAAUCUCCCAACACCAAUGACAUUAGCUGGCCCUUUAAAUAUAGCCAUGAGACCUGUGGAAAGCAUGCCUUUCCUUCCCCAGGCAUUGCCAACCUCUCCCCCCUGGUAAAAAAAAAAAAAUCUAGAGCAAAAACUUCAUGCAGUAUUAAAAAGAAGAAUAGAAAACAAGUCCUUAAGAGCAAUUAACCUUUUUAAAGUUCAUAGUAAUGAAACCAGGCUAACUCAUUUGAUGCAGAAAAAAUCAUGCUCCAGUUUAAAGGGAAAAAACACCAUAAUCCAAUCCUUGUUCAGUUGGCUGGCUGUUGACUUAUUUCUGGGGCUUUUUCUUUCCUUUAAACUGGCAAUGAUGAUUGAAGAAGAUCAGAUGAGAACUGAGCCCAGUUCCUAAACUUUUUUUUUUUUUGAAAAGUUAUCAUUAAUGGUAACUGAGGAAAUUGUAAAUGAAACAAAAACCUCUUUAUCUAAACACUAGAAGACUCCAUAUAUGGAGAUUUCAAUAACUACGGUAUGGAGAUGAAUCACUUAACUGGCCAGCUCUGUGACUCUCUGAUUGAGAAAGUAUUGUAGCGUUGUUUUUUUUUAAGUAAAUACAUUUCAUGGUCCUAUUUUUAAAAAAAAUGCAUUUUAAGUAAUUAUGCAUUUUACCUUUUGGGAAUAUGAUGAUUUCAGGCCGAAUUCCCUAUGGGAAAAGUGAUACCAACUCUGAUAUGCAAAGCAUAUGGUAACUUUUAUCAUUCUAACUUCUAAAUAACAAUAGGGAUUAUGACCUGGUAUUUUGGAAAUGUAAAUAGUAAGUGACAUAUUACCCUAAGGGAAUAUAACCUAAUAGUCAGCAUAUUAAAAAAAAGAAGAAGAACUGUUUCAUGUUUGGCAAGGAACAGCUGUGGCUGGUAGAAUAGGAUUUGAAAUCUACGUGAAUGCAGUCUAGUCGAAAUCCAGCUGGGACUCUUAUUAUGGAGAGCAUACAGAGAGCUUUGAAACAUGGAAAAAUGGCUUUAAGCUUGAAGACUGUGGAAGUGCUGGGUAGAACAUGUGUCUAUUCUCACUCUCUCAAGCAGAACCUGCUGAUGUGACAAGAGAGCAGGUGUUGUUCGCUGAAAUAUUUUUUUUUGUCUUAUAUUAUAAAAUGGUAUACAGUUUUUAUUCUAACCACUAACUAGUUAGGAUGCCCCUUCAGGACAAGCCAAGAGAGUGCAUCUUAUUAUUUUGUGUUUCAUUUUUUUACCUUUUUUGUUCCCCCUUUAAUCAAGUGUUGUGCAGAUUUCUUCAACUUUGUAAAUAUUUGCAGAAGAAGCAACAACCAUCAUUUGUACUUUUAGUUAAUUGUGUUAACAAAUAGUUAUUGAUUUGUGGAGGUUUUUCCCAUUAACUGAUCUGUCCAGUGAAGGGAAAUCCUCUCCUUCCCUGCCAAACAGUCCCAUUAAAAUACCCAAGAAUACAUCCUUUAUUUUAUCUGUACAUAAAGUAGGAUGGAAAAUCUAGGGAAGCAAUUUUUUUAGGCUAUCAUGUCACAGUCACUUUUUAAUCUUUGUUUUUAAAGACGUACCCUAUAGCCAAGACAGUAUAAGAAAUAAUUGGAAGGGAAAAACUGAGGGGCUUUUGCUCAGAGCAAGGAUGCCAAUCCAAUAGCAAUCAAUAUUUUCAUUUUUAAAAAAAUGGGAUGCUGGCAAGCCUGAGAGGGUGGAAGUCUACUGUUUUUGUGUUUAUACCCAUCGUGUCAGUGUAAAAGCAACAUAUUUCGUAUUUCUGAGGCAAAUGUCUGGGGUUAGACUGAUGUCCAGAUUAUGUGAAAAUGGUUCUAGGGGCUUGGACUACAUAGUAAAAAUGGGGGAAAAUAAUAGAAUUUAGUGUAAAAUAAUUUUAUAAAUGAACUUUUGUACCUUAGGACAUCAAAUUGUACAACUUUUGUAUAUAUAAAAGCUUAGGAACUUCCUGUGUAGCAAAAAGAACACAUUCCUACACUUUUAAUGUAUAUGUUUGUUAUAAUGUCAUGUAAACAUACGCCCCAUGUUUGUGCCUUUUAAUUAGUUUGUCUCAAUAAACAGAAAUGUAGAGA
Messenger RNA from Thamnophis elegans (Western terrestrial garter snake), 5843 nucleotides. RefSeq names its product vascular endothelial zinc finger 1 (gene VEZF1). NCBI's taxonomy places the organism in Eukaryota, Metazoa, Chordata, Lepidosauria, Squamata, Natricidae. The record is from RefSeq and is a predicted model, not a curated record. Gene Ontology annotation, molecular function: RNA polymerase II cis-regulatory region sequence-specific DNA binding; DNA-binding transcription factor activity. Gene Ontology annotation, biological process: regulation of transcription by RNA polymerase II. Gene Ontology annotation, cellular component: nucleus. The coding region runs from base 2214 to 3896 and encodes 560 amino acids. The transcript has 9 exons.